Schistocerca gregaria is the source of this 12528-nucleotide messenger RNA. Its product is annotated as modifier of mdg4-like. Gene Ontology annotation, cellular component: nucleus. The coding region runs from base 476 to 1597 and encodes 373 amino acids. NCBI's taxonomy places the organism in Eukaryota, Metazoa, Arthropoda, Insecta, Orthoptera, Acrididae. Gene Ontology annotation, biological process: regulation of transcription by RNA polymerase II. The transcript has 7 exons. The record is from RefSeq and is a predicted model, not a curated record. Gene Ontology annotation, molecular function: protein binding.
UGAUGCAGUUUGCUUUCGGAUACUAAUUCGUUCUUAAGCAUUAUUUCUGUUACUACUAGGAAAAUAAACCGAUUUAUAGAAAAUAUGUAUUAGCUGGAAACCAGAAAAUUAUAAAACAUUCAAAUAAUUGCAGCUUACACCAUUAUUCUUGCUAGUGUAUCACAUCAAUGUUUGACGUUUGUUGCCGUGGGGGGAGGACCAAUGAGAGUUGGCUGCACUGGUUGUUGAAACGGAGAGAGGGACGCCUUCGCUCUCAGCCGGAAUAUUGUUUAUAUUUUGUAUUUACAUUUUCCUAUGAGUGCAUAUGAACAAGGGGUACAGCUUUACUUGGAUAGUUGCACUUUAAAGAAUUCCGUUGGAUUUCCUCCGACUCCUGGAUUUUGUAUUACUUCUGUACCAAUACUGUUGUUGUGGAGGUGUAAGAUUAGGUCUCUCUCACUCCCCGCCUGCCCCCCUUCCCCUCAGGAUUACAGUCAUGAGUGCAGUUGAAGCUGAACACUUUUCUCUUAGGUGGAAUAAUUUUCACAGCAAUUUAGCUACUGGUUUCCAUGCUCUUUUAGAAGAAGUUGACCUCGUUGAUGUUACUAUAGCUGCUGAGGGACAGUUUGUGCAGGCUCAUAAGAUAGUGCUGUCUGUUUCCAGCCCAUAUUUCAAAGAGCUAUUUAAGGUCAAUCCAUGCAAACACCCAAUAGUAAUACUCAAAGAUGUUUGCCACAAGGAAUUGGUGGCAAUACUACAGUUCAUGUACCAAGGAGAGGUGAAUGUGAGGCAAGAAGAACUGGGAGCUUUCUUGAAAACUGCAGAAUUACUGCAGAUCAAGGGACUCACUGGGAAUGAACCACCUUCAGAAGAUGUACCACCAACACCCAGAAUGCGCAUGAAACCUGAUCCUCCCAUCAGUUCAGAAGAAAAUGCACCUCGUGCCUACAAACGUCAGCGUACUGAAAUGCCUGUGCAGAGUGCUAUGAGGACACCACCGAACACAUCAUCUCGUGUCAUGUCACCAGCACCACAUCCGGCUCCGCCUCCAGUGACAACUCAGCCUCCAACACCAGCCCAGCCACCGGCGCCAGUACAAGCUCCAGUACCGCCUCCAGCUUCAGCCGCAGCUCCCAAUCCAGUUAGUGUUCCAAAAGUAGCACCACCGAGUCCCGAAACCAUUGCAGAAGAGUCACUUCCAUUUGAUAUGCGCGAUGAACACAGACCGAAGGAAGAACCGGCUGAUUAUGAAUCAGACAUUGAAGAAAUUGAGUGCAAAGUGGUACAGAGUAGCAGCUCUCUGAACCAAUUACUGCAUGGAGAGAGCAGUAUGCUGAGUCAGGGUUCUCCACAGAAUUCAUCAAAUUUAUUCGCCUCACUAACUGGGAUUUCACAAGAUUCUGGCAGUUCUCAGGAUGGUGCUCAAGUGUGGCCACAGAAGUAUAGCUGUCAGUGGUGCGAGAAACAAUUUACAAACAAGUUCAACCUGAAAGUUCAUGUCCGCGAUGCACACAGUGCACAAGGGUGUUUCAUAUGUAGCAUUUGUGGUAGAACAAUGAAAAAUCAGAGUUGUUUGCGAGUACAUUAUUAUCAGUACCACAGGAAGAAAGAAGUGUGAGAUUUAUUCAUUUAUGGAAUUUUCUCAGGUGGUUUCUACAGUAUUCAUAAAACACUCAACAGUCCAAUAAAAUGUUUACCAUAAUGUGCUGCCUUAGAGUAAAGUAUAUUUAUUGUAUUACUCAUGAUAAAUUGUAUUUUGAAGUUUAAUUGUGGACGUAUGGUUUUGAAGAGUACAACUUCCUUUUAUGGUCAAUGUCUGAUAGAUUAAAUAAGUGAAAAAGCACUUCUGUUAUCAGUAACACUUCUAAGCUGCAAAAUUCACUAUAGUUUAUUCUCUAAUAGAUGAAACUAUUGUUUUCUGAUUUAUAAUGUCAACUGAAAAAGAGACAGAUUUUAAAAAUGGCAGUGUUACAUUGAAAACUGUGUAUUUCAGAUAACAAGAAAUGGUGUAUUUUAUGUGUUAUCAGUCAAGUGUAGCAGAUAUUUCCUUUAGUUUUCUUUUAUAUUUUUUGUCCUGACUGACAGACACUUGUGACAUUGUUUGUAUUAAGAUGGUGAACAAGACCUUACAUAUUUGGUGCCUCAUACAAUGGAUUUGAUAAAUGCUUCAACUUCAUUGUGUCUUUUAUCUACUGUAGGAACCAGUCAGUUGCCAGUUUUAUCAGUAAAUAUCCUUUGUGCCCUACAGUGUAAUUUUUUAUCACACUGUUACAUCUUCUUAAGGAACAAAUUUAUGAAGAUAUACAAUAAUUUUAUGGUAUGCAUCUGCUAGUUAUACUUUCUCAUAGGAUUAAGUGUAGGAAUUUGAUAGGAAUAUUGAGCAGAGAACUUGGUGUAUUGUAUUGCUCUAAAGAACAAAAUGUUGAAAUUUUCAGCAUCAUUCCCAUAACAUAGUUUUUAUAUUUCCAUAAGGCUGGAUUUUCAAUACAUGCCCAUAGUAGAACUGUCAUGUUCACAAGCUGCCUCCAGACUUCCCCUGAAGAUGUAAACAUUUUAUCAGAAUGAUACUUUGUCUUUAUAUGCCCAUCCUUUUGCUCAUGUAUCAUCUUCUGUCUUCAAGUGCCUUUACAACACCACUUUCCAGAUUUCUGUAAUAUCUAAUAGUUAUAAAGUAACUUUUCAUUUGUUCUGAGAGUCAGCUGCCUUUAAUUUAGCUGGUAUACCAUCCCUAGCUGUUCCUUUUUUCAAAAAGCACAUUGAAUCUAAACCAGAUAUUUGCCUUGUUCAAGCAGUGCACUAUGGGUUGUACUAACUGCAAAUGACAGAGAAUGGGAAGAAGCCUACGGCAGUUUGGAGAUUUGAGUCAGCCCAGCAGAUGUGCUUGGAUAGAGCGAUUGGUAAUAAGUUAUCCAUGAAACUGAAACAGGCAGCUAUUAGUCUCAGCCCAGGAAACAAUGUUAUUUUAUCUCUUAUCAACAUGUAAGUUUAUUAGUAAAAUUUGAUUCUUUUUUAUUAUCGCAUACUGUCACUAAAUAUAGUUCUAAAAGGCUAGAAGAGAGAUGGCAUCCUUUCUUUUCAAAAGGCAUGAUCAUCACAUUUGGCUGUACAAAUACUUUAUUUACAGGCCCACUAUUGAAAUAUCAGCCUCUGCCAUUUUCAUGUGAAAUAAUGUUGUGCUAGUGAUUUUUUUUAAUUGAUGGUAUUACAUGUCACCAUUAUAUUGUGCAUCUCCAAUGGCUGUAUGUAUAUCACUUCUGAAAUUAGUGAGUGAAUUUAAGUCUCCUCCUUUGCCUGGGAAAAAUGUUGCAGUUUCAUAAAUAAAGCAUGACUGUUGUUGAACCAAAGUAGAAAAAAAGUAGGAAGGAUUACAGGUACUCAUGAAAAGUAACAAUUGUCAUAAGCUCUCUGGUAAAAGAUGUUUGACAGUGGUGCCAGAUUAUCAGCAAAGAUUCAUACUACUAAUAAUGAGCCAUCAAUAAUAGCUUUCCUAUUAGCUCCCCUUCCACCAUCAAUUCCACUCACACCUGUACCAUCUUUUUGUCAAUAUUUUUCAUUUCUUACAUGUGUGUUCUCUGCCCUUUUUUUUAAUUUCAGUUGACAAAUGUGGCCUGUUGUGUACCCUUUCUUGUCUUUCUUUCAUAUCAGUCUUUUUUUUCCAGAUGAAUUAAUUUUUAAAAUUAUGCAUGUGUUGGCCAUGAUAAAGUUUUUUUAGUUCCAUCAACUGGUAGAUAGUACUUUUUAUCAGUAGUAUUUUUAGUAAACGGUGAAUGUAUCCAGGCUCAAGUUUAAGUUUCUCAUUUCCCUCAUAAAAUGGAAUUUGCAAAACUUGGUAAUUUGUAUGUGUGUUUUUCUGGGGGGCGUCUAAUGUUUACUUUUGUGAACAUUCCCCCAAUGCUGGUGGGUUUUUUUUUCUGUAUCCUCUGUUAGUAUAGUGGAAAAAAAAUCGAAGUGAUCUAGCAAGAAUAGUGUAAUGACUUAUUCAGUAUUCAUGUUUUUUAUUUUUCUUUAACUUGUAUAUACUUCAUGUCAUGUCAGCACAGCACAUUUUGGUAUUUUGCCAAAUAGUAAUCAGUUUUCAUACAUAAGAUUCAAUCACUAAUUUCAUGAGUUGUGGUGGUACAGUGUAUUGAGGAACUAAAAAGCAACUAAAAUUAUUUGUUGGGAGGAGGAAGACUACAUGGUUUUCAUAGUUUUAUAUUCAUUAGUAGGCUAUUAGAAAUAAUUAUUUUUUAAUUUCAUAACUCACUGUUAUGCAGUUCUUAGAAAUGUCCACAAGAGAUAACUAUCUUACAAAUAUUCUCCUUGAGAAAAUACCAAUGAGAGCAACUAACAUUUGUUUGUUGUUUUCUUAUGAAGAGUUCCAGGAAGAUACCUUCAUUACACUAUCAAUAAAAUGCUGCAAUUGUAAAUAAAUAUGUAGUUAGAAAAAUCUGAAACCAUCAUCUUUGUAUUACUUUUCUACAGUGUCAAUUAAGAGUUUGCCAUUUAUGAUAUCUCUACUAGUUGCCAAUUUUUCUCUGCAUAAUUUAGUGCUAUCUGAAUUUACUGCUAAUCCACAUUAACAUCUUGGAGCUAUUUAUUGGAUCAAAGCUUUAGGAGUCUAUACACUUUUUCAUGUACAUGCAAAGAUGGAAAUCACUUUGACCCAAAUUUGGCCAAUAGGGACAGUAUUAAAAAAGUUCUGCUUAAGAUAAAAUAAAAAUUCCUGUGUUUUCCAACCAGAACCAGGAUGUCAGCUCGAAUGGGACAUGUUCAUAACACCAGGAAGUAGAAUUUCACAUCAAGUGAAUUUGUGAUCUGGUUAAGAGAUAUGAUAAAGUUCCAGCCCUGAAUAGUAAUUAGGUAUAAGGAAUAUAAAGGAAUACAUUUAAGAGUUUGCCAGUAGAUUUUCUAUAAUUAGUCCAGUAUUUUAUUUAUAGCCUAACAGAGUUAGUUUUUAGACUUUUUCCAAAAGCUUAUGAUUGUUUCUUUGAUGUUGAAUUCCAAGCAGAAAAACUAUGACAAAGUGAACUCUGUUUGUCAUUCAUAUUAUUUUGUCCCUCUUGCCAUUUUACAGCAUGAUAUUUCUGAACUAGAUAAAUUAGGACAUUAUUUUGUGUAUUGCAAAACAUGAUCUUCUUUGUAGCCCUAAAUUAGAUUUAAGUCUCAACCUUAGUACAAAAUAUGACAAUUAAUUACUUCCCAUUUUUAUUUUAUGUUACAUUUUGGAUGAUAUGGUGGACCAGUAGUUUGUUAAUGAUAUCUUAAAUGUUUUAAUUCUUGUUUAGUUUUUAGAAGUUAUUGUCCUAAAACACAAUGUAAAAUAAAUAAAAUGUUGUACCAGAGAUGGAAGUCAUAUACCAUAAUAGUGUAUUCUAUGUAGAGUACUCAUCAGAAAAAUACAUUGAUGGUAUGUUUUUGCUUGCCCACAGAAAAUUUUGAUGUGUAACUUACAGGGUGUUUUGGAUUACUAUGAUAUUAAUCUAACAGUGGAAACUCCAGGUUCGAAUAUCAGUAAUGUAAGGAAAAGAUAGAUUGCUACUUUCUGUAAAGAUGAUAUGUUAAGAUGCAGACAGGCAAAACCAAAAGACACUUAUACAUUAGCUUUCGGGCACAGUCUUCAUCAAAAAAAGAAAAACACAUUCAUCCACACAAGUAAGCACACCUUAUGCAUACAUCACCACCAUGUCUGGCAGCUCGGACUGGAAUUCCAUAAUUCCGGUCCAACCUGCCAGAAAUGGCAAUUGUGUGCAUGAGGUGUGCUUACUUGUAUGAAUGAAUGUUUGUUUCUUUUUAUGAUGAAGGCUGUGGCCAAAAGCUAAUGUAUAAGUGCCUUUUGGUUUUGCCUGUCUGCUACUUAACAUGUCAUCUUUAUGAUAAAUAGCAAUCUAUCAUUUCCUUACAUUGUUUGUAGUAUUAAUCUGAAGUUUGCUUGUACUCUCACCACAGAGCACAUGAGGACGGUUCCACCAACUUCACUUUAUUCUCAUUUCUGGCCUGAAGGAGGCAACUGACAGGCUUUUCAGAUGAUUGUGUGAAAAUUUACAAGAUAUAAAGACUGAUAUAAUAUUACCAUUACUAUAAAAGCUGUAAAAGCUUAUGGUCUGUCACCUAGUUUCCAAUAUACAUAUUUGAUUGUAAACAAACAGCCCACUAAAAGUAAAACCCACAUGCACAUGCACACAAUGGUAACCCUGACUAUUCAUGGACAGCUGUCUGAUCGGGUUGGUUUGGGAGAGAGGUAAGGAUUGGGCAUCUGGAAGGGGCAGAAGGACAAAGUUUUGUGGGUUAUUGUGGGCUUACAGUAGUUAAUGGAAGUGUAUGAGUAGCAAAUAGUGUCUCUCAGGAGCUGUGGAUUGCAGGUGUGAUUGUGGAUAGGAGGUCUUUUAUAUCAAGACACGACAAGUAGUAGUCUAAGCCUUGACAUGACUUGUGUAAGUUAUUCAAGACCUGUGUAGAAAUGGGUGCUGGGUAGAGUACUGUACUGUCAGUAGCUAUUUUGCAGAGAUUACACAGACUAUUUAUGAGAUUAUGAUAUUAAAAGAACAAAUAGCACAGAAAAUCUGAUUCUGAACUGACUGUACGGGAUAAUGUUUGUCUGCCAAAGUUCCUGAGGAGUUAUGAACAUAUUUGGAUAUUGGAUAUUUUGUGUACUUCUUACUGCAAAUGGGCACACACAGGUGAUGUAUAACAACUGACUUCUGCCAAAGUUGAGGUUGUAUUGGUAUAUUAAAUAAAGAUUUUCACACAGGCAUUAAGUGGGGGGGUUGGUCAUUUCACUGAGGAGACAUUGUGAAGAGGAUUUAGGAGAAGCUGUUGAGGUUCUGAUGGAAAGAGCAAGGUAUUUCAUUGUCAUGGGUUAUGAUAUGGAAAAUGAAGAACAGCUCUGCAGCUCUUCACAAACAUGCUUCAGAUGGUCUUUGUUAGCUCCGUAACCUACCUUGUGAGGUGAGGGACCUAUGUGUUAAUGCCUUUCUCCACAUCAAAAAGGCCUACUGAAAACAGUACCUCUAUCCGUCCUAUGUGAAAAGUUUUUCCACUAUGGGCCAAGCAUCAAUUUGUGUCCCAUACGCAUUUGGAAGCAGAAGUUACCAAAUUGGCUGAUACUGCUUGAACUCAUACAAACAGACCUCAACUGCAUCCAUCUUUAGUGGUUUGAUGACUAUCUGUUAUCACAAUGAUGUAUGAGGAUUAUCCACCCAAAAUCCUACCUUCAUCCACCAACGUUGUAUUUUAUAGCAAACCAUUUAAAAUAAUUCCUAUGCAUCUCCCAAUUCUACACUUCACAUUCUUUCUUGUCUACCCCCUCGCCCUCUUUCCUCUGCCCAGCUGGACAACCAGUAAUAGACAGUAUGUGUUAAUGCAGCUGGAGAUGUGGAUUUGUAUAUUUUAUACUGGAAAAUGUGUGGUGCUUUGGUUUCAGAGCUAGAGGAUUGUUUUAUUUUAUGUGGUUGUCUGUUUGCCUUUCAUCAUUAAUCUCAUGUAAUUGUGUUUGAUGUUUCCAUGCUGCAUUUUCUGUUAUUAAGACAUUGACAUUUUUAAGAAAGCAUAGUCUUAACAUUACAUACCUUAAUUGUUUCUUAUUUUCAGUACAUUCCUUUUAUUUUAACAAAAAAUAUAAACAAUGAAAUGAGUGAAGCUAACAACUCAUCACAAAGUUGACACAUUGAGCAGUUGACAGGCACACAAAUAAAACUAAAAACAUUACAGAUCUUUUGGACAAUCUUGUUUGAUUGAUUGAACCUAAUACCCCUCCUCCGCGCCUCUCCUUUCUCCCAAAAUCAUACAUACCUGUACAGUCUGAUUGUCCUGGUCCAGACGAUUGUAGCUUGUUUAUGUUUGUGUAUUAGUUACUGGGAUACCACUAAUGUAGAUUUUUCUUUUUACCCUAAUUAGCUCAGCAAUGUUUUCAGUUUUGUUUGUGUGUCUGCCUACUGCUCAAUUACUCAGCUUUUUGUGAGUAGUUAUCUUCUUCCAUCCUGUGUAUUCCAUCUCGAACUUUCUAGUACCUUUUUAAAAUAUUUGAUGGAUCUGUGAACUCGAUAUUAAAUUUAGUUUCUUUUACAGAUGUUUCUAUUUUUGUUCUACUGACUGUCAUUUUUAAGAACAAAAGUAAGAGAAAAGACAUCCUUUCUUAGUGCUGAAGAACCAUUGCACAAGAAAUAAAUACAAAACACGUUUGAGAACAUAGAUUUUCAUGGUGACAUUCUUGGGUGAAUCCUUCAUAGAUUUCUUGCCACAUUGACAACUUUCUUCAGUGCCAUUGACCAGAUUUAUCUUUAGGCCACAUAGUUCUUUGUUUCGUGGGCUGAAUUACAUCAUGGAGCUGUCAUGAAAUUGCAUAACUUCCAUAUGCUACUGGAUGUUAUGUCGAUAGCUAUGGUAGAACAACAUUCAUAGUGACCUUGAUUUCAUUAAAAUCUUGAGAUUGAAAAUCUGUGGAGCAUUUAUUCAUAGAAAUCAGAUUUUGAAUACUGUUGUUUAGCUACCAAAUUUAUGAUCUAUGUCAGUGUGUGUGUGUGUGUGUGUGUGUGUGUGUGUGUGUACUUGUUUCUUUCUUAUUGUGUCUGCUGCUCAAAGCCUCUUGUUUUGGUGAAUGGGAUGUCUCGCCUUGUAUCAUUAUUUAUGUUCCACAUGGGACUUUCCCUAAUAUUUUUAUGUCAGAGAUUUACUUGUUUUAUACAUAUGCAGGUGUUUGGAAAAUGUAAAAAGAUUAACUGCAAUGUACUUUGUUGCAUUUUUUUUUCAGACACUAUUGGUAACAUUUUGCAUUGUUGAAUUUUUUUCAUUUUGUAUCCUUUCCUGUAUAUAUUUUUUCAAAGGACACAGCCAAUGUGGCCUUAUAUGUGAAUCAUUUUCUUAAAGGACUGAGAAAUUGCUUCCAUGAACAUUAUUUUAAUGGUUUUGUCUGAAUCUGUUUUGUGGAUUAGAUUUAAUGCUACAACUAGAUUAUUUUUCUAUAUACAGUUAUAAUUUUGAAGUCAACAUUGUUAUUUAAGUUAAUUCAUUCUGAAACAGAUCUGCCGUUUUCAUUAAAUCCCUUUUGAUGUUUACUUCUCUAUACACCAUUUAUUAAAUUAAAUUUUGUUAAAAAAUUUUAAGCAUUUUAUAGACAGCUGAGAGGGAGUAUUGUAAAGAUAUUAUUGAAAUAUUUUGUUCUUUUGCCUGGAUAAAGUAUACAGCUUUAUCAGUUACAUUCUUUUGUAAUUUUUAUAGUCUUUGGUUAUGAUGAUUUCAAAAGUAAUUCAAUUGUUUUCAGUGUUUUAAUUACUUCCAGAAUUUAUGUAAGUGGCAAUUUUUUGUAAAAUUUAAUUGAGUUCUGGACAAUUUAAAUGUUUAAAACUACUUCUAGCAUUAAAUAAGAUAAGUAUUAUUAGUUUAAUGUUAUUUAAAUUAUGGUAGUUUUGUCUUCGUAUAUGUAAAAGUUAAUGGCUGUUUCAUGGUAACUAUAAAAUUUAUUAUUACUGCUCACACACAAAUGACUUAAUGUAAUGUUUGUGAGUUUUUCUUGUUUGCAACAAAAUGUGAUUUUUCAUUACAAUUUAUUACUAUAAUCAUUUAUUUUAUUAUUAUAACGAUUGUUCCCCUUUAGGAGAGCGAUUGAACUUGAAUUCAUAAUUUCAUCUUCGGAUGUUUUUCUUCUUUGCUUCCCAAAACCUCCUCAUCCUCUAUAAUCAUUUGUUUAUAUACUAGAUAAUUUAUUUUCUGCACUCAUUUUUAUUCCUGUAAGAGCUAUUCCCUUUUUUUGCUAUUGAUUAUUUCAUUCUGUUUAAAAAUUUUCAUUAGCUUUUUGUGUUCUUUUAAGUCCGCCUAAGUAUUGUAUUUUACUAAUUUUUGUGAUAAUUGUGUGCUUUCUUAAGACAGAAAUUUAAUUAGAGUUUAGUACAGGUAAUAAUGAUAGCCAAUCUCAUCUUUUUGUUGUUUACUUUAACAUUCAUAAUUUAUUAAAUAUUUUUUAUGAUGUCUACAUGUGCUCUGAAAUUUUCCAAUUAUGUAAUUUAGUUGUGUGCUUUUUGUUACUUCAUUUUCUAUAAGGGUGAAUCCAAAAGUAAUAUCUCCUGUGUGAUAAAAAAGUAAUAAUAAACAUAUAACAGCAGAUUAAAUACAGACGAUAGCCUUAAAUGUCAUCUACACAACACUACUGUUCAACAUAGUCACCUUGCAUCUGUACACAUUUGGGCCAUCAAACCCUUGUUGCAGUUUGCAAAAAAUUCAGUGUUUUGCUUCUUGACGAACAUUUUAAAGACAUUUUAACCUCAUCCACAUCACUGAAUCUGUAACCAUGUAGGUUCUCUUUCAUAGGUUCAAACAGGUAGAAGUUCGACAGGAUCAAAUCAGAGCUGUGCGGUGCAUGAGACACCACUGACCAGCCGAUUCUUCCUAUCACUUGAGUUGUGAAAAAUUAUGUUUGGUGUGUGUGUUACUUCCACCUCAAGUUUCUUAAAUGUAGUUGCAUAUGUUUCGCUGUUGAUUGUGGACUCUGAUGUGUCUGUCUCCUUGAAUCAUUUUAUCAGCAUGUCCUCGACUGGUAUCUGUGACGGAUGCUCUGGGCCAGCCACUGUGUGGUUCAUCUGCAAUGUCCAUUUCUCUGUUGCCAAACUAAUUCACCCAAAUACCCACGUUGCUGAUGCUCAUUACAGCAUCCUCAUACACAUCCUUCAUGGACGAGAUUAAAACAACUUUAAAAUCUUGAGUCAUGAAGCAAAACUCUGAAUUUUUACAAACUGGUUUGGAUGCCUGGGCUCAGUACUGGGGCAAACGUGCAAAUGCAUGGUGUCUAUGUUGAAUGAUAGUGUCAUGUGGAGAGGAGUUCUGGCUAUGAUCUGUACUAAUUCCACUAUUAUAUGUUCAUUAUCAAAUUAAAUAAUGUGAUACAGGAAGCAUUAUUUUUUGAUCCACCCUCAUAUUUAAGCAUAAUGUACUAAAUUUUUUUGAACUUUUACUUUCUCAUUUUUCUCUUUUUAUUAUGAGGGGAGAUAAUUUUUUAUUACACAAGAGAAAUUUCAAAAUAAUCCCUCUCAGCGAUUUUUCCCUCAUAAAUAAGAUGGCCAUUUUACCUUUGGUUAUCAUGUAGCUUCAUAUCUCUGUUAAACUUCUAUCUUUAUAAUCAUUUUUUCUCAUGCUCCUGGUAUUCACAUGUUAAAGCAUUUGUGGUCGAUUUGGUGCCCCAUUAUUUAGUGAACAAUUCACAUCUUUCCAAGUAAAUUAACAUUGUUCUAUCAAUUUUUACUUUCUUUUGUAACACUUAAAGGUCACAAAUUGAAUUUUAAAAUAAGCACUUAAAUUUGAAAUUUAGUUUCAUUUUUUGUCACAGUUUGUCUCAACUAUGUUGUUUUGAGUUUUCUGUGAUAUUAAAUUUAAAGCCCUGUUCUGCCUUUGAGAUCAGUGAUCCUGUCUUAUAAUUGCUCAAGGACCUCUUGUUGCUUGCUACAAUGUAGAAAUAGAUAGAUCCUACAUUUUAAGAAGGUUGUCCCCAACUCUUACUCCUUUCUCUUCUUCCUCAUUUGCAACUCAAGACACAGGCUUGGUAAUAAGGGAGUUUUUUAUUUUUAGUUUUAUUUAAUACUCAUAUUUAUAUCCCCUGUUAGCUUCCUUUCAUCAUUACAAAGUAUUGCAAUUAUUUCAUUGUGGUUAAAAGAGAUAUUAUUUUGUGACUCUUCAAGCUUUCCAGCUUCAAGCUAGUCUUCACGAGUUUGCCACUGGAUCAUGUGCAAAUUACACAAUAUUUCCUCAGAGCAACAGUCUGACAUCUUCAUGUGGUUCAGCCUUGCAAUGUCAUCCAGCGGUAAAGCCAUGAAGACUAUUUACAGAUAGAAUUUUCUUUCAAACUGUUUGUAUAGUAGCUUAGAAGCUACAGUAAUUGUAUGUAUGGUAUACAGUUUUCUUCAGACCACUUAUUGCAUUAUCUACUGUGAUUGCAGUGCUUGUUAAUCAGCUAUUAUAUAUAAUAGGAGAGGUAGCGUAUGCAGCUCAUAAUUAUAUUCAAUGUUUGACAGAAGUGGGCAUACAAUGUGUGUACAGCAGAGGAUGAGCUUGUGUGCAUGUGGGAACUAAUAAAUGAAAAAAAAAAUGUCAAUGUUAUUCUGAUUAUUUGCUUAUGUUAUAACAUAAGUGAAUUUUAAUAGUCUGAAACGUCAAUGAUAAUACUUGAUUUUUACAUAUAUUAAUUUUUUCUGACCGUGUUUAUUGCUGCUGUAAGGUAUAUAGCUAAUACAGUACACAUUGUUUUUUCAGUUCGAGGAAUCUCUUCUUUAUUAUGAAAUUAACUUACAUAAAAUUGAUUGCCCCAGUUUGUAUGGACUGAGAAUUCAUAGUUCCUGUGUCUUAACUAUAUAUCUGUAAUAUUAGCUCAGGUUGCAUUUGGUGUAUAGUAAUCACAUUAUUUCUGUGUAAACCUGAUCAAACAGAUAAAACAUUUUGUGACUGCAGUGGUGUAAUCAUUUUACUGCAGAUAGGAACUACUUAAAUAAAGGAAAAAAUGUUUAUUUUUGUAAGUUUAAUUUUGAAAUUUCUUUUUUAUUUCUGUAUUUUCUCCAAGUCUUGGAAUAAAGUUACAUUUUUUACUGUGAA